AUGCCUGCUGAUCAAGAUCCUGCAACUAAUCCUAACUCAGCAUAUUAUCUUAGCAAUCAUGAUCUUAGUGCUUCUAAAUUGGUUAGUAUUGUAUUUGAUGGUAAAUGCUUCAAUGACUGGAAGCGCUCCAUGGUGAUUGCACUCUCAGCAAGAAAUAAGCCAUGCUUUGUUGAUGGCAGUCUUAAUCAACCAGCAGCUAAUUCAGCAAACCACAGAAUCUGGAACAGGUGUAAUGACUUGGUAAUUUCUUGGAUGUUGUCUUCCUUAGAGCCUUCAAUUGCAAGAAGUGUAUUAUAUCUCAAAACUGCAAGAGAAAUAUGGCUAGACCUGGAGGAGAGAUUUUGUUGUAGCUGCACUUUGACUCAACAAUUACUGAAGUCUCAACAGAAUCAAAGGCUGAUCCACCUCUUGAUGAAAUUGAAUGAGAAGUAUGAUCAUUCAAAGAGUACUAUACUCAUGAUGAGCCCCUUGCCAACAAUUUCAAAAGCAUAUGGACUUCUUUUACAGGAAGAACAACAGAAGGAAGUCAAUAAUAGUCGAAGUCAUAAUUCAGAAUCCACAGUGUUUACAGCAAGGAGAUUUUCUGAUAUCAAGCCAUACAAAUCACCUCCAUAUACUUCUGGUUCAGGUUUAUACAAUGCAACCAAUGGAAACCAAUCAAGAAACUACACCUAUACAAGGAACAAUCUCUACUAUGAGCACUGCAAAAUGAAGAACCACACUAUAGAUAAGUGCUGGAAAUCGCAUGGAUAUCCUAAGGAUUUCAAGGGCAAGGGAAAGAGAGUUGCAACAGCAGCUCAACUUGAGGAGAAUUAA
Molecule: messenger RNA, 816 nt
Organism: Spinacia oleracea (spinach)
Lineage: Eukaryota; Viridiplantae; Streptophyta; Magnoliopsida; Caryophyllales; Amaranthaceae
Exons: 2
Coding region: 1-816 (271 amino acids)
Source: RefSeq, a predicted model, not a curated record